Molecule: messenger RNA, 2895 nt
Organism: Anastrepha ludens (Mexican fruit fly)
Lineage: Eukaryota; Metazoa; Arthropoda; Insecta; Diptera; Tephritidae
Product: voltage-dependent calcium channel type D subunit alpha-1-like
Exons: 7
Coding region: 1-2895 (964 amino acids)
Biological process (GO): calcium ion import across plasma membrane
Cellular component (GO): voltage-gated calcium channel complex; membrane
Molecular function (GO): high voltage-gated calcium channel activity
Source: RefSeq, a predicted model, not a curated record
AUGACAUUCGGUCUCAGAAAUGCUUUUCAAACAUUCCAAAGGUUCAUGAACAAGCUGUUCAUGAAUUUGGAUUUCGUUUUCGUCUACAUAGACGAUAUUUGCGUGGCUUCGGUUAACGAAACCGAACACCGGAAGCAUCUUCGCAUAGUUUUCGAGAGAGCUCAAAAUUUGAAGAUUAAUCUCGCCAAAUGCACCCUCGGCCAGCCCGAAAUAAUUUUUCUCGGCCACACGAUUACGGCAGAUGGCGUCGCGCCUCCUAAGGCCAAAACCGAGGCCAUUUGUCAGUUCAAAAAGCCGACAGUAGCUCAUGAGUUACGCCGUUUCUUGGCACUCCUCAAUUAUUAUCGUCGUUUUUUGGCUAAUGCUGCUUACACGCAGGGUAAACUACAAUCUCUUAUUGUCGGAAAUACAAAAAAAGACAGAACGCCAUUGAUCUGGACUGAAGAGGCGUCCCAGGCGUUUGAACAAUGCAAGUCUGAUCUGGCUAAGGCCACACUGCUGGCACAUCCUUUGCCGAAUGCCCAACUGAUUUUAAAUGUUGAUGCCAGCAAUUUUUCGGUUGGUGCAGUUUUACAACAGCGAGUGGACGAAAUAUAUGAACAACGAGCGCCGGGCCUAAAUCGAAGUUUAGAUGCCAUCAAUCGAAAAUUUAAGCACAAUAUUUGUAGCGGAAAAACUGUUAGCCAUGAUCAGGUAAACAGAACAAAAGCGGCAACUCCUGGAACAGAAACCAAACAGCGCCAACUACAACUUGGCGUACAAAGGCAGAAGGAUAUACAACAAAGUAGUGAUGAAAGUGAAAUAGAGUGUGGUUCACUUUUUACUUGCGGAGACCUACUCACCGAUCAGCCACUUACAGAUAAUAUCGUCAUAGAAAACCAUUUUAUUGAAAGAAAUGCUGGCUUAUGUCCUGGACAAUAUCAAACGGAACGUAUACAGCACCAAACAUAUAAUUUCGGGACACAAUAUCAAUUGUAUGAAAGCAGCGGGGUCAAUAGUGGUUGCACAGAUCCAUGGCUUAAUGAAAUAGAUCGAGUUUUGGAGGUUGAACGAAAAUUUGGUAGAAAGAGGAGUUUUAUCAACAACUAUAAACAAGCUCAGUUAAAUGGAAGUUUAAUAAGAAGAUCACCGAAAGAUAAUACCGAAGUCCCGUCAACAUCAAUAACUUCCAACAGUUCCAGCCAAAUUUACAAAACAGCAAUCCCCGAUAAUCACAAUAGUGCUAUAACAUUUAAGGCAAACAGUAAUCAAAGUAAUAAAAGUAUCCUUGCAAACAAUUUUCAAAAAUCUAAUAAAAGCGGUAAUGAAGGCUUAGUAUUAAGUAGACAAUUUUGCGCAAAAGAAGAUAAACCCCAAGACAAAAAUUUGGAUUCAUCAUCUGUUAAGCGAAUUAUAAGCAAUUCAAAAGUAACAUCAAGUAAAUCCAAAAAUGAAAACAACGAUAUUACAAAAGCCAACAGCAACAGAAAAGGACGUCAAAAUCAUAAAAAACGCAGCGAUAAUUUAGUAAAUGUGUGUAAUUCAACGAAUGCAAUUUUGAAGAGCAGCGGAAGUAGCAGCAGUAGUAACGACUACAAAGGCAUUAACAGUAAAAGUAGGAGUAGUAGUAGUAGUAAUAGUUGCAAUUGUGAUAUAACGGGUGAUAGCAGUACGUUGUAUGGUUUUGGCAUUGGUGUAUUAAGCAAUUUUAUUGGAGACGGUGAUUUUGCCAAUAUCAGUGGACAGCAUCAACAAUUGUCAAUACACCAUUCUCAACUAGGAGAGUUCUGUCAAUAUAGUCAAAUUGACGAGCUUAGAUGGGGCUUACAGCAGCAGACCUAUCUAAAAAAAACAAACAUUUUGCACGGUCAAUCAAACAACGUUUUGGAAAUAGUUUCUCCAGUUACAAGAACUCAACGAAGAAAUGCUUCAAUAAAUCAAACGACUUUAAGACACGGUUCGGACGAUGUCACCGAUUGCGAAAGUUGUAGCGAGCUGCAGUUAUUAAGUUCAAACGACUAUAAAGACUAUGAAGGUGCUAGUUUUGAAAAUAAUACUGCCGAUGAAACAAGGGAAACUCUACAUAUAAAAGUUUCUGCAGAAAACACAAAAUCAAAAAAACCACCGAAUUCUAGUGACAUAAAAAAACAAUACCAUUGUGGAAGCAAAUUCGAACCUACUGAUCAUUCCUCUCAUCCAUUAAUAAAGUUGUAUGAAAGUGAAAACUACCCUGAUAAUUGUUUUAAUGUAACUAGAAAUUUCAUCACUGACAAGUGUCAUAAAAGGAUUUUUAGUAAUAUGGAUCUGGGAAGCAGUAGAGAACAAACCGGUAGGGUUGAUGGGGGUGCAAUUAAGCGAAUAAAUAAUAAUGGCAUAACAAGCAUUGAAAAUUACGAUAACGAGCGGACAGGCGCUACUCUUACAAUGGCAAAUGGUCCAAUAGGCGCUGACAGUCGUCUUGGAACUUCAAACAUUCCUGAAACGAUAAACGGCACAACUAUUGGUGGGGGAAUCAAUCAACAAAAGACAGCAACUACACAAAAGCGGCAGCAAAGACGGGGAGGGAAACCACAACCUGAUCGACCUCAACGGGUUUUAUUUUGUUUAAGUGUAAAAAAUCCAGUUCGCUCCUUAUGCAUCAGUAUAGUCGAAUGGAAACCAUUCGAAUAUUUGAUUUUAUUAACUAUUUUUGCAAAUUGUGUUGCCUUAGCAGUAUAUACUCCGUAUCCAUACAGUGAUUCGAAUGUGACUAAUCAAGCGUUGGAAAAAAUUGAAUACGUCUUUUUAGUAAUAUUUACGGCGGAAUGCGUUAUGAAAAUUAUUGCAUACGGAUUUUUAUUACAUUCUGGCUCAUAUUUAAGGAAUGGUUGGAACAUUUUAGAUUUUUUUAUUGUGGUUAUAGGUGAUGACACUUGA